Messenger RNA from Acytostelium subglobosum LB1, 873 nucleotides. RefSeq lists its product as hypothetical. The record is from RefSeq and is a predicted model, not a curated record. Bases 1 to 873 code for a protein of 290 amino acids. The transcript has 2 exons. NCBI's taxonomy places the organism in Eukaryota, Evosea, Eumycetozoa, Acytosteliales, Acytosteliaceae.
AUGAUUGUCGAGGUCGUGCCGCUGGUUGUGGUCGAUGUUGAGUUGGUUCCAUUCACUGCCAAUGUUGUCACAGUGAUUGAGCCUGUGGACAAUGUGGCCUCGCCUGUGGUCGAGGUAGUUGAGGAUGUCUCGCCAGUAGUCGAUGAUGUUGAUCCGACAGUUGACGACUCAUCAGCCGUUGUUGAUGUGCUCACGGUUGUACCAACAGAUGAUGUGGUGGAGGUGGUAGAUGAUCCAACAACAGCUGAGAUCACAUCACCAGAAGAUGUGGUGGACGUGGUUGUCGAGGUGGUCGAUGGGCCAGUGGUGGAUGAUGUGGAGGACUCGCCUGAGGUGGUCGAAGUGGUUGGGCUGACUGUGGACGUCUCACCAGUGGUGCUGCUUGAUGUUGGCCCAACAGUGGUGGUAGAGGUUGACGUGCCAGAUGAUGUGGUCGAAUCAGAGAUGGUGGAACCAGUCGACGAUGCUCCAGAUGUGGUGCUAGAGGAUGUGGUCGAGGUGCUCACUGUGGUGCCCGACAGUCCAGAGGUUGACGAGGACUCUCCAGAUGUUAUGGAUGUACUGGAUGUCGUUGGCUCAGCAGUUGUGGAUGAGGUCGUACCUGUUGUCACUAUUGUAUUGCUGUCAGAUGUGGUGGACGUAGUUGAGGUCUCGGCUGAGGUUGUGGUCGAAGUAGUCGAGGUGGUCGAGGUGGUUCCAACAGUUGACGACUCACCAGUGGUGGAUGUGGAUGACUCACCUGAUGAAGUAGUCGAGGUGGUCGAGGUGGUACCAACAGUUGACGACUCACCGGAUGAAGUGGUCGAAGUGGUCGAAGUGGUCGAGGCUGUUCCAACAGUUGACGACUCGCCAGUGGUGGAUGUUGUUGGCUGA